Salvelinus sp. IW2-2015 is the source of this 831-nucleotide messenger RNA. RefSeq names its product zinc finger protein 180-like. The record is from RefSeq and is a predicted model, not a curated record. Lineage: Eukaryota; Metazoa; Chordata; Actinopteri; Salmoniformes; Salmonidae. Gene Ontology annotation, biological process: regulation of transcription by RNA polymerase II. Gene Ontology annotation, molecular function: DNA-binding transcription factor activity, RNA polymerase II-specific; RNA polymerase II cis-regulatory region sequence-specific DNA binding.
UCUGGGGAGCCUCAACAACCUCAUGAUGCUGACAAGGCAGAGAAGAGUCUCUCCACAUUAGAACACCUCAAGAAACAUCAGCAGAGAUCCACAGGGAAGAGAACUCACCGCUGCUCUGACUGUGGGAAGAGAUUCACCUCACCAGCAGGCAUUAAAAUUCAUCAGAGAAUCCACACAGUAGAGAAACCUUACAGGUGUACUCAAUGUGGGAAGAGUUUUGAUACAUCUAGCCAUCUGAAGAUACACCAGAGAAUACACACAGUAGAGAAACCUUAUAGCUGUACUCAAUGUGGGAAGAGUUUUGAUACAUCUAGCCAUCUGAAGAUACACCAGAGAAUACACACAGGAGAGAAGCCUUAUAGCUGUAGUCAAUGUGGGAAGAGUUUUACUCAGCUAAGCAACCUGAUAUCACACCAGAGAACACACACGGGAGAGAAACCCUAUAGCUGUGAUGAAUGUGGGAAGGGUUUUACCACGUCUAGCAAUCUAACUCUUCACCAGAGAACACACACAGGAGAGAGACCUUAUAGCUGUGAUCAAUGCGGGAAGAGUUUUACUCAGCUAAACAACCUGAUAUCACACCAGAGAACACACACAGGAGAGAAACCCUAUAGCUGUACUCAAUGUGGGAAGAGUUUUACACAUUCAUCCAGCCUGAUACAACACCAGAGAGCACACACAGGAGAGAAACCUUAUAGCUGUGAUCAAUGUGGGAAGAGUUUUGUUACAUCUAGCUAUCUAACUGUACACCAGAGAACACACACAGGGGAGAAACCUUAUAGCUGUAAUCAAUGUGGGAAGAGUUUUGUUACAUCUAGCUAUCUAAACUGA